Messenger RNA from Branchiostoma floridae (Florida lancelet), 2637 nucleotides. RefSeq names its product CCR4-NOT transcription complex subunit 3-like. Gene Ontology annotation, cellular component: P-body; nucleus; CCR4-NOT core complex. Gene Ontology annotation, biological process: regulation of DNA-templated transcription; nuclear-transcribed mRNA poly(A) tail shortening; regulation of stem cell population maintenance. NCBI's taxonomy places the organism in Eukaryota, Metazoa, Chordata, Leptocardii, Amphioxiformes, Branchiostomatidae. The record is from RefSeq and is a predicted model, not a curated record.
GAUAACACACGUUUUAAAAUGAUUAGAUCAUAAAUUUAUUCCUGAGAUGAUUAUGUCCGAUAUUCUUUUCCUUGUCCAGCGGAUGGUUGUUGCCUCAUGUAGACGCAAAGCGGUCGCGUAGAAAGAAGGCAGCCAUCUUGAAUCAGGAGCCAGUGGCCGAGCCAUUGCACGAAUAUCUCCUUAAAAAUACUGCGCCUUGUAGUAUGAUACUGAGAGUCCUGAGGAGAAAGGCGUAGGAUGGCGGACAAAAGGAAAUUGCAAGGUGAGAUCGAGAGAUGCCUGAAGAAGGUCAGUGAAGGUGUAGAAACCUUUGAAGACAUCUGGCAAAAGGUGAAUAAUGCAACCAACUCCAACCAGAAGGAGAAAUAUGAGAACGAUCUUAAGAAAGAAAUCAAGAAACUGCAGCGGUUGAGAGACCAGAUCAAAACAUGGGUAGCAUCAAACGACAUCAAGGACAAAAGGCAGCUGCUUGAGAACAGAAAACUCAUUGAAACACAAAUGGAAAGAUUUAAGGUGGUGGAAAGGGAGACCAAAACGAAAGCGUACUCAAAGGAAGGGUUGGGGUUGGCGCAGAAAGUAGACCCUGCGCAGAAAGAGAGAGACGACACAAUACAGUGGUUAACGGAUUCCAUUGAGAGACUAACUCUGCAGGUGGACCAGUUCGAGAGCGAGGUCGAAGCUGUCCAAGCAUCAUCCAAGAAAAAGAAACUCGAUAAGGAUAAACAGGGAAGAGUAGAUGAGUUGAAAACCUUGUUGGAGAGGCAUAGGUACCACAUCAAGCAGUUGGAGACGCUCUUAAGAAUGUUGGACAACAGCGCGGUGGAGGUAGAACAAAUAAAAAACAUCAAGGACGAGGUGGAGUACUACAUUGAGGCAUCACAGGAUCCCGACUUUGAGGAGAAUGAGUACCUAUAUGAUGAUUUUGAUAUGGAAGAAAUGGGUAGGUAUAACCAUGGACUAGAAGACCCUGAGAAGAACCUAGGUACAAUCAUCGCGACGUCGCCGUCAGAGAUCGGUGGCUUGAUGUCGGACGAAGUCUUCGACAAGGAGAAGGCGAAUGCGGAACAGGCGGUGGAGCUGUCCAACUCGAGCUCACCCACGCCAAACAGUCCCAGCACCAACCAUUCCAAGGAGAAGGAUGACAAGAAGGAGAGAAGCAAGUCAACAGAUGAGCCGGUCAAACCUGUAGCAACGAGAUCAUCCUCGUUGCCAAGCUCCUCAUCAACAACAACAACUGCAAAUGGCAGCAAGACUCCCAGCAAAUCUGCAAGCAUUUCGUCGUCAGCAAGCAAUCACAUUGUAGCGACGCCCCCUGCUGGCCCGGCGUAUGCUGCAGCGGCAGCAGGGCAAACCAGUACAGGGAGCGGUAGUCAGUUCCCAAUCCCCCCUCCCCCCUCUGGUUCAGCAUAUGCUGCCGCAGCUGCCGCCACUCCCCCCCACAGUGCCGCCUCUCUCAUCUCAGAAAACAGUAACCACUCGUCAGUGCCGGCAUGGUCGUCUGUCACAGCACACCACAAUGAGACGUCAUCAUCAGGUACAGCGCAGCAGCCCAGGCCACCCGUCACACCGCCAACAGCCAUCUCGAAACCGCAGCAGAGAAUACCAGAUGGGCAGCUAUCAGAAGCAACAGCAAACAGCUUGAACCACUCGCAGGGCUCCGUCCCAAGUAGUGUUGCGCCCACGCCGCCCGUCAACUCUGCGCCAGGUCCCAUCGUCAGCCAAACAUCCACCCAGAUGACCAUUGCUGCUAACAGUGUUACCUCAACCAAAGACCUUGCAUCGCUUGGGCUGGCCAACAUGUCGUCAGCAUCAACAACGUCGUCCACGAUGUCCGCGCCCUCGACACCCGGCAAGUCGGAACCACUCAUGAACGGGCCGUCCUCGCUCAACGCUGCCGAGUACAAGUUUUCACAGAUAACCACCAAUUUGCUGUUCCUUUUCGGACAGGACCAGCAAUCGUCGGAAUCUAUGACAUCGUUGAAAAGUAUGGCGGAGAAGGCCGUGGUAAACGCAGGGUUGGAGGAACACUUACAGACACAGCAGUUCAGUACGGAGGAUUCAGGAGCUUUCAGUAGCGGUAGUGCAGUACCCACAACACCAACCCUAUCAGAUUCUGGCAGGCUAGCAAAGAUCUCAUCCCUCUUUAGCAGUACAACGACAACAACAACAGACUCACAGGCCCCUGUCCAACCCCCGCCCACCACAGAAGCCCACCUGCAGCCCAUCCUUGGGGUGGCGCCCCUGGGUCCCGUCCCACUCAGUAAGGACAAUGUGUACGGUCUGGGCAUGCUGGAGGCGUCCUACCAUCACAUGCCCCACCCGUCAGACUCCGAAAAACUAAGAAAGUCAAGAGGAUUAUUGGUCUCUGUUGUUUCCAGACAAUACUUGCCUAGAAAUCCGUGCCCAACACCGCCUUACUACCCCCAGCACCCGUUGCCUCACUCUGACAGCCUUGAGUUCUUCACCAGACUCUCCACCGAGACGCUCUUCUUUAUUUUCUACUACUUAGAGGGUACGAAGGCUCAGUACCUAGCAGCUAAGGCAUUGAAGAAGCAAUCGUGGAGGUUCCACACCAAAUACAUGAUGUGGUUCCAGAGGCAUGAGGAGCCCAAAACAAUCACUGAUGAGUACGAACAG